Messenger RNA from Colius striatus (speckled mousebird), 828 nucleotides. It is a transcript of the gene MRPL12, whose product is annotated as mitochondrial ribosomal protein L12. The coding region runs from base 1 to 606 and encodes 201 amino acids. The transcript is spliced from 4 exons. The record is from RefSeq and is a predicted model, not a curated record. Gene Ontology annotation, biological process: mitochondrial transcription; translation. Gene Ontology annotation, molecular function: structural constituent of ribosome. Gene Ontology annotation, cellular component: ribosome; mitochondrial large ribosomal subunit. Lineage: Eukaryota; Metazoa; Chordata; Aves; Coliiformes; Coliidae.
AUGCUGCCCGCCGCCCGCCUGCCGCUGCCCCGGGCCCUGCCGCUGCCCCGGGCCCUGCCGCGGCCCCGGGCCCUGCCCUGCCGCCCGCCGCACGCCUGGCGCUGGGCCGGGCCGCGGGCGCUGUGCACGGGCUGCGCUCGGCGCUCGGAGGCGCUGGCCGGGGCGCCGCUGGACACGGCCGCCAAGGAGUAUUCGCCCAAGGUGCGGCAGCUGGUGCGGGACAUCGCGGGGCUGACGCUGCUGGAGGUGGCCGACCUCAACGCGCUCCUCAAGGAGACGCUGAAGAUCCCGGACGUGGGGGUGAUGCCGGUGGCGGCGGCCGCGUCCCUCCAGCCCGCCCAGGCGGCUCCGCAGGAGGAGGAGGAGGCCAUCCCGCUCAAGAAGGAGAAAACACAUUUCACCGUCCGCCUGACUGAUCUGAAAGCUGCUGAUAAGGUGAAGCUGAUCAAGGAGGUGAAGAACUUCGUGCCUGGAGUGAACCUCGUGCAGGCAAAGAAGCUGGUGGAGUCCCUUCCGCAGGAGAUCAAGGCCAACGCUUCAAAGGAGGAAGCAGAGAAGAUCAAAGCAGCACUGGAGGCAGCAGGAGGGACUGUAGUGCUGGAGUAGCAACCUCUGUCUCACCACGAAGGGACUGACACAGCCGCAGCCCUGCCCGUGUUACCGGGCAGGCGCCGGACAUUUCCAAGCACGAGACGCCCCCCUCCGAAACGCUCCCCAGAAGCGAUCCCAUGCGGUUUGGUGGGGUCUCGUUUCCGACAUCGCCACGAACUCUGGUAAAUGUCAGGAGAAAAAGAAAACACACCCCCUUCCUUGAUGAAGUGGUUUGAA